AUGGACGUGUUGCAGAUACUCCGUAAGACCACGGAGCGCUUGGAGUGUGACCACUGCAGCUUCAAAGGAACAGACUAUGAGAACAUACAAAUCCACAUGGGUUCCAUCCACCCAGAGUAUUGUGAUGAAAUGGAUGCUGCUGGUUUGGGUAAACUUAUCUUUUAUCAAAAAAGUGCAAAACUGUUUCACUGCCACAAAUGUUUCUUUACCAGCAAGAUGUAUUGCAACGUGUAUUACCACAUCACGGCGCAGCAUGCGGCGCCUGAGAAGUGGAGUGAGGAGAGGAAAGAGCAGCCAGUAGAAGGAGAUUCAGAUGCAUCCAAAAAGAGUGUCACGUUGGAGCCACAGAAACCUACCCUUUCCCCCGAGUCACGCAAACCUGCCCCGUCUCCUGAACUCCCCAAAUCCGAACCUGUCGUUUCCCCCAAGCUUCAGAAGCCUUCUGUGUCUCCAGAGCCCCAGAAGUCCGCUCAGCCGACUUCCUCAGAGCCAGAGAAGUCAGCCCAGGCUGUGUCCCCAGAUCCAGAAAAGUCAGCCCAGGCCACAUCUCCAGAGCCAGAGAAGUUAACCUCAGCUGCAUCCCCAGACUUGGAGAAGCCAUCUCCUGCCGUUUCCCCGGCCGUGUCCCCAGACCCUCGGCGCCAUUCCCCGGCCGUGUCCCCAGAGCCCCGCAGAUACUCCCCAGCUGUGUCUCCAGAGCCAAAGAAACCCCCCCCAGCAGUAUCCCCUGAACCACGGAGAUAUGCCCCGGCUGCGUCACCCGAGCCACGGAGACAUCCCUCUCAAACGCGGAGACCUUCUUCUGCUUCUUCUCCUGAAGCCCGCAGACCUGCUCCUGCUGCUUCUCCAGAGUCAUGGAGACCUGCUCCGACGGUUUCUCCUGAGCCUUGGAGGUCUACACCUCACGAGGUGCAGAAGUCUUCCGCAGUUUCCCCCUGGGCUCCGAAGCCUGCCAUGUCUGUGUCCGUAGAGUCCCGGAGAUCUGCCCCCGAGUCCCGAAGGUCUGGGCCCGUCGUGUUGCCAGAACCUAGGAGGGUUGUUUCUGACUCCUGGAAGUCCACAACCUUUUCUGAAUCCCAGAAGUCUACUCUUGUUUCUUCUGAGCCGUGGAAACCCAUCUCAUCUGUUUACCCUGAAGGCUGGAAACCUGUUCUGUCCCCGGACACGUGGAAACAUUCUCCCCCUGUUUCUCCUGAGCUUCGAAAGUCUAGUCACGCUGUGUCCUCUGAGUCCUGGAAACCUUCUUUCUUCCCUGAGGUCCGUAAGCCUGGUGCUUCGGUGUCUCCUGAAUCUUGGAAACUCUCUGAGUCACGGAAAUCAAUGUAUUUCUCUGAAACUCAGAAAUCCACCUCUGCUGCUUCGUCUGAGGGUCAGAAACGAGCUCAUUUCCCUGAGCCUCGGAAGAGAGUCCUGUUCCCAGAGUCUCGUAAAGCUAAUCCUGCUGCUUCUGCUGAUGCCCAGAAACGUGCUGUCUUCUCUGAGCCCCAGAACCAGGUGUCUGCUGCUGCCCUUCCUACCGAGGGCCAGAAACAAGCCUUGUGUUCUGAAGCCCAGAAAGCAGCUCUUGUUCCUCCUGAAGUCCAGAAGCACACCCUGUUUUCUGAAGCCCAGAAACUUGCUGCUGUUUCCUCUGAAGUCCAGGAGUCUCUUUCCUUUCCAGAGUCACAGAAAUCCACGUCCCCUGAAAUCCAGAAGCAUGGCCUCUUCACGGAGUCCCAGAAACCUACUCCUGUCUCUCCCGAGACCCCCAAGCAGGCUGUUUUCACCGACUGCCAGAAAUCUGCUGUGUCCCCUGAGGGUCAGAAGCAUGCUGUGUUUGCUGAGCUGCAGAAACCUGCUGCUGCUUUAUCCUCUGAUGUCCAGAGACAUGCUGAAACUACUGUACCUCCUGAAAUCCAGAAGAACAUCCUGUUUUCGGAGCCUCACAAGUCUGUUUCCGGCUUUUUCUCCGAACCCCAAACACCUAGUGAGUCUGGUGAGAGUGAUUUUCUCUCUCACAGUUUAGAUGAUCAGAAACCGCUGGAUGAUUUGUUCUCACAGGAUGAACAAUCAAUAUUAGCCAAAGAAUCACCAGAAGACAUGUUAUAUUCAUGCCCCAAAAAGAAGCCCAAGAAAGAGAACCAGGAGAACUCAGAUUCCGAACUAAACAGCAGCGAGUGUGGAAAACCAGAGAUGGACUCCAUGGAGAUAAAGGAACAAGAAUCCAACAGCGACCAAGAGCAAUAUGAUAUGGAGUCAUCUGAUUACAGCAAAGAGAGCAAAAUGGAUGCAGCUGCUCCCAUGCAGCCACAGUGUGUGCUGCAGUUCACCGAGGAGAAAGAGGCUUUCAUCUCUGAGGAAGAAAUAGCCAAGUACAUGAAACGUGGCAAAGGGAAAUAUUACUGCAAGAUCUGUUGCUGCCGUGCCAUGAAGAAAGGUGCUGUCCUGCACCACUUGGUUAACAAGCAUAAUGUUCAGAGCCCAUACAAAUGUAAAAUCUGUGGCAAAGCUUUUCUCUUGGAGUCUCUUCUCAAAAACCACGUUGCUGCUCAUGGGCAAAGCUUGUUGAAGUGUCCCCGUUGUAAUUUCGAAUCCAAUUUCCCCCGAGGCUUUAAGAAACAUUUAACCCAUUGCCAAAGUCGUCAUAGUGAUGAGACACCUAAAAAACACUUGGACAGCCUUGAACCACUUGAAGAACAAAUUUAA
Molecule: messenger RNA, 2685 nt
Organism: Acanthisitta chloris (rifleman)
Lineage: Eukaryota; Metazoa; Chordata; Aves; Passeriformes; Acanthisittidae
Gene: CHAMP1
Product: chromosome alignment maintaining phosphoprotein 1
Exons: 2
Coding region: 1-2685 (894 amino acids)
Biological process (GO): attachment of mitotic spindle microtubules to kinetochore
Source: RefSeq, a predicted model, not a curated record